Molecule: messenger RNA, 5343 nt
Organism: Penicillium paradoxum
Lineage: Eukaryota; Fungi; Ascomycota; Eurotiomycetes; Eurotiales; Aspergillaceae
Gene: pld3
Product: phospholipase D
Exons: 4
Coding region: 1-5343 (1780 amino acids)
Biological process (GO): cell motility
Molecular function (GO): catalytic activity; phosphatidylinositol binding
Source: RefSeq, a predicted model, not a curated record
AUGUCGGCCUCUUCAGCUCACAAGGACGUCGAAACUGGCUCGCUGAAGGCUGAAGCAAAGAAUCCAGAGCCCCUUACAAGUUCCAAUGGACCAAACUCAGCGCCGCAGUUCCCUCCUCCGACCGAAUCCAAGAAACCGGCCUCUUUCAACCAGGCCCAACCCACAGACGAUAAGGAAGCAGAUGGAACCCUGGGCGACAAGGAAAAUGCGCGUUCAUCGUCCCUGAAACACAGCUCACCGAGGGGCAGGUCAUCACUGAGCAUUCGACCGCCAAACCGGUCAACCGAAGACCCCCAACCAUGGAGUCGCCCUCAGCAUCAGGCGUCCAACCCUGGAAUGUCUCCUCCAUCCCGUGCCCAGAGUGUACAAUUCCGAGAUACAGACAACGAGGCUCCCGACAUAUCUCAGUCCCGGCCGCAAUCUCGACCUGCAUCCCAACAUGCCGACGAUGAUGAUCAGGGUCCGAAGGGGAAACAGUCGUUGUUUGGCAAACUCAAGUCCCUCGCUACUACGCCCGCAUUUGCGUCGCACUCGCGAUCUCCAAGUAGUGCCAGUGCGGACUUCCGACCGGCCCCAGGCGAUAUGGUUACACCUGGAUCGGAAAGGGGAGAGUUCCGUUUCCCAGAGCCCCUGGAAGAAGAAGGAAGUGAGAUCGAUGCUGACGCGGAGGAGAGCGGCGGCGAGCAACAAGGUGGUCCUUACACGGCACCUACAACGCCCAAAACGACGCGCAGGCCAUCGUUUCACUUUUCAUCUUCGUUUGCGCCAUUCGAGAACUAUCGCACUAAUCUGUUCCCCCGAAGAGCGAGCACGACGGACUUCAUGCCCCAACCACGGGAAGGCGUUUCGGAAGAUGAAGGCCGUGAGAGGCUCAGUCGGCGGAUGAGAAGCCGUCCAUGGGCUAAUACACGGGGUGCCAGUUAUACUGACCGGGACGCGGAUGCCAAUCAAGACGAACAGCGGCCGAGCAACUUGAGACGACUGACUGGGUUUGGCGGGCCAUCUGGAAAUGAUGAAAGCCUAACAGCGAGCUGGAGACGCCAUCGAACUGAACGUGGCACAAGUGCCAGUGCUCAACGAUGGAAGCAAAUCAAGGCUGGUCUCAAGCUCAUUGGGCAACGACGAAGGCCAGAUAACGCUGUGGACAAUAAAAAAUCCGCAGAGUUACUGGCUGAACUUGCUUCGGCUGUGCCUGCUGCGCUUAUCCUGGCUAGUGCUUUCCAACGAGAUGAACAUGGCAGCAAGAGGAUCCCGAUUCUCUUGGAGCAAUUGAAGGUUCGAGUCACAGACAGCCGUAUUGACUCUCACUCCGGCGAUCGUCAUCUAGUCUUCCGGAUUGAAAUGGAAUACGGAAGCGGCAUGACCCGUAUGAAAUGGAUCAUCUUCCGCACGCUGAGGGAUUUUGCCAAUCUGCAUCUCAAGUAUAAGCUUCAUCUGGGGACUCAAAAGUACAUUCAGCUACGUACGAGCGAAAACAGCCCGAGUCUCCCUCGCUUCCCCAGAAGUGCGUUCCCCUACAUGCGAGGCGUGCGAGGUCUUGAAAGCGAAUUCGAGGAUGAGGAUGAAGAAGGUGGUUAUGAGACCGGUGCAGAGGGCAUGAGUGGGACAGAGAGGCCUUCGACAAAGAAAAAGCAAAGUCAACAACCACACCAGCGUAAAGUCUCUGGUCCACUUGCCCGCAGAAAAUCCAGUAUCACCAACCCGGAAGGAGACUCGGCCGCAGGGCCUUCCUCCGCCCACGAAGGGGGUGCCAGAAAAGAAACAUACCCUGGCAGGCAGCGGAAGAAGCUCGAGCUUUAUUUGCAAAAGAUGAUCAGGUUCCUGAUAUUCAGGGCUGACAGCAAUCGCUUGUGUAAAUUUUUGGAAUUAUCUGCUCUGGGCGUCCGCCUGGCCGCUGAAGGCAGUUAUCAUGGCAAAGAAGGUUUCUUGAUCAUCCAAUCCUCCAAAGGUCUUGAUUUCCGCAAAGCCCUCACGCCUUCUUUGGUCAAAAAGCGCCAUUGGCCCAAAUGGUUUUUGGUCAGGCACAGCUACGUAGUCUGCGUGGAUUCACCUGAAGAGAUGAACAUUUACGAUGUCUUUUUGGUGGAUCCCCAUUUCAAGAUCCAGACACCGAAAUUGAGUCUACGCAAUCAACAUCCGAAGGAUCUUGCCAAGUCUGCAAAGCAAUCUGCGAGACAUCCUCAACACCACACCCUCCGCCUUGAGAACUCUGAACGCAAGCUCAAACUACUAGCUCGGAAUGAGCGUCAAUUGCAACAGUUCGAAGACUCGAUCCGUUUCAUGGUUGCCAAUACCCCCUGGAUGCAUCCGAAUCGGUUUGAUAGUUUUGCGCCUGUGCGACAAAAUUGCUUUGCGCAGUGGUUGGUUGACGCACGAGACCAUAUGUGGGUUGUCUCACGAGCAAUCAACCAGGCAAAGGACGUUAUCUAUAUCCAUGAUUGGUGGCUGAGUCCGGAGCUGUACAUGCGUCGCCCUGCUGCCAUCAGCCAGAAAUGGCGCCUGGAUCGUCUCCUGCAGCAGAAAGCUCGAGAAGGUGUCAAGGUGUUUGUCAUUAUGUACCGCAACAUCAACUCCGCCAUUCCCAUUGACUCGGAGUAUUCCAAGUUCUCUCUCCUCGAUCUCCAUCCCAAUAUCUUUGUUCAGCGAUCACCAAAUCAAUUCCGACAAAAUACCUUCUUCUGGGCCCACCAUGAGAAGCUCUGUCUUAUUGAUCAUACUAUCGCAUUUGUCGGUGGCAUUGAUCUGUGCUUUGGGCGUUGGGAUACUCCUCAGCAUCAGUUAACCGAUGACAAACCUACUGGGUUUGAAACCACUGACGGUCCCAAAGAUGCAGACCAUUGUCAACUUUGGCCCGGUAAGGACUAUUCCAAUCCCAGAAUCCAAGAUUUCUAUGACCUUGACAAGCCCUAUGAGGAGAUGUACGACCGUAAUGUCGUGCCGCGAAUGCCAUGGCACGAUAUUUCCAUGCAUGUCGUGGGCCAGCCUGCUCGGGAUCUUACUCGUCAUUUCGUGCAACGGUGGAACUAUAUUCUUCGCCAACGGAAGCCCACGCGGCCGACGCCAUUCCUCUUGCCGCCACCUGAUUUCAACCCCGCAGAUUUGGAAGCUCUGGGUCUUGAUGGCACAUGUGAGGUACAAAUACUCCGGUCUAGCAGCAUGUGGUCGACGGGAACACCCGAUGUCACUGAACACAGCAUCAUGAAUGCCUACGUGAAAUUGAUUGAAGAAUCUGAACAUUUCGUCUACAUCGAGAAUCAGUUCUUCAUCAGCACUUGCGAGAUUGAUGGACGCAAGAUUGAGAAUCUCAUUGGAGAUGCCCUGGUUGAGCGUAUUGUCCGAGCAGCUAAGAAUGAGGAAGCAUGGCGCGCUGUCAUUGUCAUUCCCCUCAUGCCGGGCUUCCAAAAUACUGUGGACAGCGAAGGUGGUACAAGUGUUCGCCUCAUUAUGCAGUGUCAAUACCGUAGCAUCUGCCGUGGAGAAACAUCGAUCUUCGGCCGCCUCCGUGCUCUGGGAAUCGAACCCGAGGAUUAUAUCCAGUUCUACAGUUUGCGAACUUGGGGCAAGAUUGGACCACAAAAGCAAUUGGUUACUGAGCAACUUUACAUUCAUGCCAAAUGCAUGGUCGUUGACGAUCGUGCUGCUAUCAUUGGCUCCGCGAACAUCAACGAACGAUCUAUGUUAGGUUCGCGUGAUUCAGAGGUUGCGUCUAUCGUGCGAGACACCGAUAUGAUCAUGUCGACCAUGAAUGGCAAGCCGUACCUUGUCGGUCGAUUCCCGCACACUUUGCGUAUGCGUCUGAUGAGAGAGCAUCUCGGAAUUGAUGUCGAUGAGCUUAUGGAACACGAUUUCGCUACUGAGGAAGAGCUACGCAAAAUCCAGGUCGCCGAAGGAGUUGAUCACCAAGCUGAUAACCGAGAAGAGCGAAGAGGUUCAGGGUCCUCGGCCAUUGAACGACAAGAUGAGAGAGAAAUGGUUGAGCGCCGGCAUCGUGUCCAGGAUGAGUUCCUUUCUCGCUCUGAAGCCAUGUAUAGCUUUAAUCAUGAUGUCGAUUGGGAGCAAGGUAGUAACCCUAAUCUCAAAUCCAAUCGCAAGCUCACUGCCGACCCGCGAGUUACUGAAAAUCCUGAUCAUCGGAAGGACGUGGGCGGUGAUGGCCCUGAUCAUCUGACAGCGGCUAUUCAAGCCGGAUUGGGAGUUGGUCGAGAUUCAGCGAUGGAAGCCAAUGGAAGAGAAGCUUUGCUCUCCCCCAUCGCCUCAGAGGGUAAGGGUACUAUUGAACGGCCGAAGUCAUCAUCGCACAAGCCCUCUCGAACACUUUCGACCCCCAAGGACAGACCUGAAACAUCUGGUGAGACAAAUCGCGACUCCGAGAUUAAUACGGAUAUCCCGUCACAGGGGCAUGGGUUGUCUGGGUCAUCAAGUCGCGAGUCUGAGACCGGCGGCACUGGUUUGACCGCGUCUAGAGAAGAAAGCGAAACCUCGAAGCAUCAUCAUCCAUCCGUUCCAGACCUCAGGCGCAUCUACAUCGACAAUGAUUGCAUGAGAGACCCGAUCAUCGAUGGCUUCUACCUCGACACAUGGCAAGCCGUCGCUGAGAAAAACACUAAGAUUUAUCGAUCUGUGUUCCGCUGCAUGCCCGACAACGAGGUGAAAAACUGGAAGGAAUAUAAGGAGUAUGCCGCAUAUGGCGAACGUUUUGCAGAGAUGCAGAGCCAACAGGGGAACAAGCCCGCCCAGCCGCAACAAAAACAAAGUGGCCCUCUCACACCCGGUGGUGGCGUCAGCUCUCCUAUGUCGAUCGCCUCUCAGUUGUCUUUCAUCGGCCCCAGAGCCGAAGCAGCGCAAGCAGACCCGAAAAGCCCCCAGUCAAUUGAUGAUAAGAUUGGGUCUUGGAACGAAUCUGGUCGUCUUCCUCAGUCUGAGCAGCUCGCAAAGCAAGAGACCUUGUCGUCUAUGGGUGAGAAGGCCGCAACGAAAAUGGCAUCGGACCCGAACUUAACGACCACUACCCCGAAUGGGACCAAUGAUGUAACUAGUCUUGCCGCCGGGGAGGAUGCCGAGAAACCACGCUCGGCCUCAGCUCAUGUCGAUUACUCUGAAGCCGUGAACCUAAACUCGGCGAGUCAGUCUCGGAGACGCAGGCGCAGAGCUACAACGAUUGGCUCUAAGCGUGACCCUCAUGGUAUAGAUGAGUACUUGGAUAAAGGCCGUGCAGAGGGUCUCCUUAACAAGACUCAAGGCCACCUCAUCUUGUGGCCAUAUGACUGGCUCGAAAAGGAGGAGCAGGGUGGAAACUGGCUAUAUGCUUUGGAUCAGAUUUCUCCUCUGGAGAUCUAUAACUAA